Leptopilina heterotoma is the source of this 789-nucleotide messenger RNA. RefSeq lists its product as uncharacterized. Lineage: Eukaryota; Metazoa; Arthropoda; Insecta; Hymenoptera; Figitidae. The transcript has a single exon. The record is from RefSeq and is a predicted model, not a curated record. Bases 1 to 789 code for a protein of 262 amino acids.
AUGGCGGAGGCAUUACUUCGGGAGAUCCGUAGUGACAUUAAGGAGGUGAAAGGGAGUAAUGAAAAAAUCCAUCGAGACCUGGAAAAAAUCAACACAACACUUUCCCUACAAAGCCAAAAAAUAUCAAAUAUUGAGAGCAAAACCGUCGAUUUAGACAACAAGCAAAAAAUCUACGAGAAAGCACUCAGAAACUGUAACUUAAUUCUGUUUAAAUUGCGAGAUUUGGAAGAACGUGAAAACAAUACGUUAUCCAAGGUUCUUGAAAUUGUCAACAAAGUCGGCUUAACAAUACCAGAGGUCUGCUUUGUCUCGAGCUAUAGAAUAGGCAAAUUUCAUGAUGGAAACAAUAGGCCUAUUAUUAUCAAAUUAAUAGCUCCUAGAUGGAAAAAACCAUUCUUCGAAAAAGUAAAGGAAUUUACAAAACUUGGUCUCGCAAUCGCUAAUGACAUACCGAGGGAGGAGAGGGACUUGAUGAAACCUUUGCUAAAGGCCAGAUACUUAUUAAAAAACCAGGGUAAAGAGGAGGUUGUCAUCAAAGGUUCUAAUCUGUACGUGAACAACAAAAUGUUAUCGGAGGAAGAGAUAAAGAACGUCUUGGACUCAGAAAUCGCAGGAGGCAAAGUGGAAGAGAACACUACAAAUGUACCGGACAAAAACAAGACCAAAAAAGGAGGAGGUCGUCCUAUUGGAUCAAAAAAUAGCUCUCAAUCCACUAGCUCCAAAGGUUCAAUGGAUGAUUUCAUAAUCACAACUCCAAGGUCAACCAGGUAUGGAAAGCGGAUGGAAUGA